Messenger RNA from Vicia villosa (hairy vetch), 1947 nucleotides. Its product is annotated as AP2-like ethylene-responsive transcription factor CRL5. The record is from RefSeq and is a predicted model, not a curated record. Gene Ontology annotation, biological process: regulation of DNA-templated transcription. The transcript is spliced from 8 exons. Gene Ontology annotation, molecular function: DNA binding; DNA-binding transcription factor activity. NCBI's taxonomy places the organism in Eukaryota, Viridiplantae, Streptophyta, Magnoliopsida, Fabales, Fabaceae. The coding region runs from base 88 to 1689 and encodes 533 amino acids.
AAGCUACUUAUAUACUUAUCAAUACAAAUACUAGAAUCACUACAUUGUAGUAUAAGGUUAAGCAGUGAUAGAUAGUGAGUGUUGAAGAUGAAGUCCAUAGAAAAUUUUGAUUCCAUUAACGUAAACAAUCAAAAUAGUAACAUGUUUGGUGUCUCUUUCUCUCCUUCAUAUGCUGCUGCUGAAGCAGUUCCAACGAGCUUCUGUUAUCAUCCUACACCUCUUCAUAACUAUGGCUUUUACUAUGGACUUGAAAGUGAACAUGUUGGAUUGUAUUCAGCCUUGCCUUUCAUGCCUGAUGGAUCCAUAUAUGGUGUUGAAGCUUUGAGUAGAUCACAAUCACCAGCAAUGAGUAUUCAUCCAUAUGAAUGUAGUAGUAGCAAAGAAUCAAUGCAACUCAACAUGGAUGGUUUUUUGUAUAACCAAACUUUAUGCCAUAAACAAAACAUUACUCCAAAUAACCUAAAUCAUGUACAAGAGAAUAUGAACCUUUUGGGAAGUUUAGCGGAGCAUCAGGCGCAACAACUUUCGUAUUACGCCACAUUACGAAACGAUAAUAUGAUGUUAGAAUUAGAAGGGUUGAUGAAAAAUCAGGUGAAAGAUAGUGUCCAGGUCUCAAAUAUAGUUGAGGAUGAAGUUUUUGAUGUGAAAAGAUGGGUCUCAAGGGAUAUUAAUGGUGUUAGUUCUAACUCACAAUCAAGCUGUGUUACUAGUUCACAAGAAACAUCACCUAUUGAUUCGGUUUCUAUUGAUACUAUGAAAAGGAAGAAUCAGAAUCAAACUUUAGGGCAAAGAACAUCUCAAUAUAGAGGUGUAACAAGACAUAGGUGGACGGGUAGAUAUGAAGCGCAUCUAUGGGAUAAUAGUUGUAAGAAAGAAGGUCAAGCUAGGAAAGGAAAGCAAGGUGGUUAUGACAUGGAAGAAAAAGCUGCAAGAGCGUAUGAUAUGGCUGCACUCAAGUAUUGGGGUCCCUCCACUCGUAUAAAUUUCCCACUUGAAAAUUAUCAAAAAGAACUUGAUGUAAUGAAGAAAAUGACUAGACAAGAAUACGUUGCUCAUUUGAGAAGGUACAUCAAUAUUUUGAAAAGCAGUGGAUUCUCAAGAGGAGCUUCCAUGUAUAGAGGAGUAACAAGCAGACACCAUCAACAUGGAAGGUGGCAAGCUAGAAUAGGUAGAGUUGCUGGAAAUAAAGAUCUCUAUCUUGGAACUUUCACUACUCAAGAGGAAGCUGGUGAAGCCUAUGAUAUAGCAGCUAUAAAAUUCAGAGGAGAAAAUGCUGUGACAAAUUUUGAUAUAACAAGAUAUGAUGUGGAAAAAAUUAUAGCAAACAGUAACCUUCUUAGCAGUGAAGAAGCUAGAAGAAGCAAAAAAGUUGAUGAUGAUGAUGGAAUAAUUAACAUUGAAGAAGCGAUUAAUCCAAUGCAUAAGAGAUGCAAAAUGCAAUCAUUUUCGAUAGGUUUAGAUGAUAUUUAUCGUCAAGAAAUAGAGGAAUAUUCGAAUAGAGUAUUGAAUAUGUCGAAUGCUUCUUCGGUUGUGACAAGCUUAAGUAACUCAAGAGAAGAAAGUCCUGAAUAUAGAACAAGCAUGCCAUUGCCAGUACUCUUUGGAAUGGAUUCAACAGCUUCAAUGGCUUCAUUUUCUAAUUUGCCUCAGAUGCCAUUGUCGGUUUUCGCUGGGUGGGCCGAUGCAUAAUCGGUUUUGUUUUAUGUAUUAAUUGCGAAGUUUUGAUCUCAACUGUCUGAUCUUAAAUAUUUAAUUUUGUUAUAGCUUAAUCUACGUACUUGUUUUGCAUGCACGAUGCAUGUUCAUAAGGACAGUGUUUUUGUCAUAAUCCUUUUAACAGGUUUGUGAAAUCAUUGCUAGAAACAGUUAAAAAUUUCUAAAAGGAUUGUGAUUAUUAACUAGUAUGAGAUUAUAGCAUUCAUAUAUCAGUUUAAAUUUUUUUGGUCU